Eimeria acervulina is the source of this 2886-nucleotide messenger RNA. RefSeq lists its product as hypothetical. Gene Ontology annotation, biological process: regulation of transcription by RNA polymerase II. Gene Ontology annotation, molecular function: transcription cis-regulatory region binding. NCBI's taxonomy places the organism in Eukaryota, Apicomplexa, Conoidasida, Eucoccidiorida, Eimeriidae. The transcript is spliced from 11 exons. Gene Ontology annotation, cellular component: nucleus. The record is from RefSeq and is a predicted model, not a curated record. The coding region runs from base 1 to 2886 and encodes 961 amino acids.
AUGGAGCAGAAACCCGAUGCAGAUCAGCACCAUCUCUUCGAUUUGUGCGGUUCUUGUGGUGAUUUUCUCCAGAUCUUUCGCAAUUGCAGCUCCACCACCUUCAAGAGGGCGGCUCAGACAGCAGAUCGUAGCCUGAGACGGCAGCGUUUCCGUUCACACGAGGAGUGCAGCAGCAUGGCCAUGGCAGACAUGGGCUGGAUGGACAUUUGCAUAGGGGGGGGCGUCUCCCCCCCUCAGGUAAAUUUCGGCUCUUCUCACUUGCAGGCAGUGGUUUCCGAGUUGGAUGUAGUCAUAAGAGAUGUAGAAGGUUUAAAAGACCAACUAAACGCUCUACAGCAACCCAGCAAGGAUCUCUCGGUGCGAGCAGCAGUAGAAAAAGAACUCAGUCGCUGUCUGCAGCGCUGUGAACAAUUAAACAAAAAGUGGGAAUUCGAAGUUGGAGUGCUAAGUGAAGAUCUAAAAAGGCUCAAGGCAGACGAGAUAAAGGAGCUGCGUGUUUCAAUGUCUGAGCAGCUGUCUCGUUUAUCUUGUCUAGAAGGCGAUGUAUCUGUCUUAAGACAGCUGGUUCCUGCUCACGGUGCUGCAUUAAAAGCAGCAGAUGCUUCUUUACAGUUAUUAAGACAAGGAGUAGAGAGAACAGAAGCACUUGAAGGCCUCCGCUUGGAUUUAACAACUCUUAGAAAAAGCUGUCAGCAGAGUCACUCUCUGCUGCUGCAGCUGCAGCAGCAAAUCAGCAGCAGCAGCAGCAGCAACAACACUUUUGCAGAAGACGUCCGCACCCUCAAAACCACUGCCCAACAACAUGCAGACAAAAUCAAUGCCCUUAAAAAAUCGCUGUCUUUAGUGGAGGCUCAAGAAGGAAGAAGAGCGCAGGAAGUGGAGAAGAUAAUGAUUGACUUAGCAGUCGUGCAGACUGCUGUGCAGCAAAUCGCUACCCAGACGAAAGAAGAGGCGAGAAAAGAAAUAAAACAAAUUCGCAUUGAGAUGCAGACUCUGCAAGGAGAGAUCAAUCAACUCAAGGGGACAAGACUUCGUGCGGUGGAGUCGGCAGAGAGAGCAGCAGCAAGUGUUUCUCAGUUUAAACAGUCUCUUGAUUUGCUUCAACAACGAAUGAAGACAGCUUUAAAUAAUCAAAAGAUGUGCAGCCUUUCUUCUCGCAGCUCUGCUGAGGUGUAUCCUCACCUUUCUCUAUUUCCUUCAGCAGCAGCAGCAGCAGCAGCAAGCGGCAGCAAACUCGUUACUCUUCCUUCACCAAAGGAGCGGCUGCUGCAUCAACAAGCAGCAGAACGGAAGGCCCCGCAGCAGCAGCAGCAGCAGCAGCAGCAGGAACAGCAACAACAGAAGGCAGACAAAUCCAUUUCCCUUGCUGCUGCUGAAGAAGACGCCCCAGCAGCAGCAGCAGCAGCAGCAGCUGCUGCUGCUGCUGCUCCUGCUGCAUUCAAUGCUUCCGGCAGUCCUUCUGAGUUGGGCCUCGCUGGAGAUGCAAAGACACCCCAGCAGCCCCUUGUAAACUCACCCGUCCAGCAGCAGCAGCACCUGCAGCAGCAGCACCACCACCACAUGCAGCACAUGCAGCAGCAGCAUCUGCAGCAGCACCAGCAGCAGCAAGAGUUGGGUGUUGCUGCUGUUAGAACGCCGAGCAGCCCCCCGCCCUUUUCUAAACCAACUUUGCUGGGGCCUCGCAGCAGAAUUGCUGCUGUUUCUUCAAGGAGACACAGCAGCGCAGGAGCACCCCUAGAGCAGCAGCAACAGCAGCAGCAGCAGCAGCAGCAGCAGCAGCAGCAGCAGGUGGACCUCUCGCAAAGGCGCAGGGUCAACUCCAGUCACCAUGUCAACCACCAAUUGCAGAUAAAGCAGCAGCAGCAGCAGCAGCAGCAACAGCAGCAACAGCAGCAAACAUUGUUGCGAGGUUAUACAGAAGAGAGUGGGGAGCAGCAACUGCCUUCGUGGGCAUCAGCAAACGAACUUUCUUCUUCCGCUCCGUCUGCUGCUGCUGCUGCUGCUGCUGCUGCUGCUUUGCCUCCUUCAGCUUUGCGUGUGUCUCGCCGCAACAGCAACUCAACAGCGCGCGUCUCCUUUAAAAGCCCCCUCACCCGCAGCCCCAGACAACCAGAAGCAGCAGCAGCAGCAGCAGCAGCAGGGGGAGACAGCCAGCAUAAAGCAGCAGCCAGCGACGGAGACAGAGACAAAGGAGACACAGAAGGAGACAAACAAAAUGUUAAACAAGAAAACUCAAUUCUUGAAGACUUUGUUUAUUCUUUUGCAGGAAGAGCAUUUAAAAACUCAGCAGCAAAACAAAGCGGGUUUAUCUCUGCUGAGAAGGCGCUGCGUUCCUUCGGUGUAUUUCUACAAUCUGCUGCUGCAGCUAGCAGCAGCAGCAGCAGCAGCAGCAACAGCAACAGCUACACCCCACAGCCUCCAGAUCCCCAUAUGCUGCCUACUGCUUACAACUGGCGACAAGACCAGCAGCAGCAGCAGCAGCAGCAGCAGCAGCAGCAGCAGCAACAGCAGCAGGAGAGAGAUACAGUGCAGCAAGGAGACAAGAAGGAGAAUGAAGUAGAAAUGAAGAACCCCUGGAAAGAUAACAGACGACUUGAGGGCCCUUUCAGCAGCAACAGCAGCAGCAGCAGCACACGCACCGACAGCAGCAGCGGAGCCCUCAGUGGCGAUCCUCCUACCUACUUCCCCCACCCCACAGCAGCAGCAGCAGCAGCAGCAGCAGCAGCAGCGGCAGCAACAGAUUAUCAGGGCCAACUCUUUUGGAGCAGAAGCAGCAACACGAAUGGAGUAGCAGCAGCAGCUGCUGCUGCAGCAGCAGCACCCGCACCCGCACCGACAACAACCCUCGGAGAAAUGCAGCAGCAGCAGCAGCAGCAGCAACAGUAG